Tinamus guttatus (white-throated tinamou) is the source of this 3092-nucleotide messenger RNA. NCBI's taxonomy places the organism in Eukaryota, Metazoa, Chordata, Aves, Tinamiformes, Tinamidae. The record is from RefSeq and is a predicted model, not a curated record.
AUGGAGCAAACGAGAGAAGUCGAGGAAUUCUUCGAGGCGAAUGAGCCUGGCUCGAGUAGAAGAAAUGCUCUUUCUGUCUUCAGGAUUGCUAGGAAGCUGCUGUUUGUAUUUAACCUUAAAGAGGAUAAAGAGAGGUUUGAAAAGCUGUGCCGUUGUAUUCUCAACAGUAUGGAUGUUGAGAACGAGCCCAAGGUGUGGUAUGUGUCGCUGGCGCUCUCCAAGGAUCUCACGCUCUUGUGGAUCAAGCAGAUCAAAGACGUUUUGUGGUUUUGUUGUGAAUUUCUCAAGCAACUUAAGCCUGACAUCUUACAGGACUCCAAACUAGUCAAUCUGCACCUCACCAUGCUCGUCACCUUCACGGACACAUCAACAUGGAAAAUCCUUCGGGGAAAAGGAGAAACGCUGAGGCCUGCCAUGAACCACAUCUGUGCAAACAUCAUGGGACACCUCAAUCAGAAGGGAUUUUACUCUGUGCUGCAGAUUUUGCUAACUAAUGGCUUGGCAAGAUCCAGACCAUCCUUGUCCAAAGGCUCUUUAACUGCCAUCUUCUCUCUUGCGUUGCGCCCUGUGGUUGCUGCACAGUUUUCAGACAAUCUGUUGAGAUCCUUUCUGAUACACAUCAUGUCUGUGCCUGCUAUCAUGACUCAUCUUGCUACUCUAACGCCUGAGCGUCUGGCAGUGAUAGAAUCUCACAAACUUUUCCGCAAGUUCAUCUUGUUUUUAAGUCGCGAGGCCAAUUGCCGAGAUGUCUGUGUGUGCCUGGAGGGCAGCCACACGCUCUGCUUGUUGGGUAACCUCGUGUACUUGGGCUCCUUGAACGAUAAAGUUCUUGAGGAGGAGACGACUCAUUUUGUUGGUGUGCUCAUUCACAUGCUCUCCUACUGCCAGAAAUAUGUUUCACAAAAGAAAUCCAACCUCACUCACUGGCAUCCUGUUCUGGGCUGGUUUUCCCAGACUGUAGAUUAUGGAUUGAAUGAAUCCAUGCCCCUGCUGACCAAACAACUGCAGCAUCUCUGGGGAGUCCAUAUGAUCCGCAUCCUCUUCAGUGAUGUGCUCAGCAAGAAGUUGCUGGAGAGUCAGGAAGCGGCUCAGCUGCCAGCACAGCCCGUUUCCCCGCAGAACAGCCUUCCCGUGAAGAAUCUUUUCAAGAGAGCUUUCCAGAAGUCUGCGUCCGUCCGCAACAUCCUCAAGCCUGUUGGGGGCAAGCGGGUGGAUUCGGCAGAGGUGCAGAAAGUGUGCAGCAUCUGUGUGCUGUACCAAACCACGCUCACCACGCUCACGCAGAUCCGCCUGCAGAUCCUCACAGGCCUCACUUACCUGGAUGACCUGCUACCCAAAUUAUGGGCUUUUAUCUGCGAGCUGGGACCACAGGGAGGGUUAAAGCUCUUCUUGGAGUGCUUGAAUAAUGACACGGAGGAGUCUAAGAGGCUGCUGGCCAUGCUGAUGCUCUUCUGUGACUGCUCCCGCCACCUUAUCACGAUUCUUGAUGACAUAGAAGUCUAUGAAGAGCAGAUUUCAUUCAAACUGGAAGAGCUUGUUACCAUCUCAUCUUUUCUGAAUUCUUUUGUAUUUAAGAUGAUCUGGGAUGGAAUUGUGGAGAACGCCCGAGGGGAGACCCUGGAGCUCUUCCACUCUGUGCACGGCUGGCUCAUGGUGCUGUACGAGCGGGACUGCCGCAGGCGCUUCGCUCCCGACGACCACUGGCUACGCAAGGACCUCAAACCCAGCGUGCUCUUCCAGGAGCUGGACAAGGACAAGAAGCGAGCCCAGCUGCUCCUGCAGUACAUCCCUCAUGUCAUCCCCCACAAGAACAGGGUGCUGCUUUUCCGAAACAUGGUUACAAAGGAGAAGGAGAAGCUUGGGCUUGUUGAGACCAGCUCUGCAUCACCUCACGUCACGCACAUCACUAUCCGGCGCUCACGGAUGUUGGAGGAUGGGUACGAACAGCUACGGCAGCUUUCCCAGAAUGCCAUGAAGGGAGUGAUCCGGGUGAAGUUUGUGAAUGAUCUGGGUGUUGAUGAGGCUGGUAUUGACCAGGAUGGAGUCUUCAAAGAGUUUCUGGAGGAGAUAAUAAAGAAGGUGUUUGAUCCUGCGCUCAACUUGUUCAAGACAACCAGCGGUGAUGAGAGGCUGUAUCCAUCCCCGACAUCCUACAUCCAUGAGAACUACCUGCAGCUCUUCGAGUUUGUGGGGAAGAUGCUCGGGAAGGCUGUGUAUGAGGGGAUAGUCGUGGACGUGCCGUUUGCUUCCUUCUUCUUGAGUCAGCUGCUCGGACACCACCACAGUGUCUUCUACAGCUCUGUAGAUGAACUUCCCUCCUUGGACUCGGAGUUCUAUAAAAAUCUCACUUCAAUUAAGCGUUACGAUGGCGAUAUCAGUGACUUGGGCUUAACGCUGUCCUACGAUGAAGAUGUGAUGGGUCAGCUUGUUUGCCAUGAACUUGUUCCUGGAGGGAAGACCAUUCCCGUUACCAAUGAAAAUAAGAUCAGCUACAUCCACCUCAUGGCCCACUUUCGGAUGCACACGCAGAUCAAGAGCCAGACGGCGGCGCUCAUCGGCGGCUUCAGGUCCAUCAUUAAGCCCGAGUGGAUCCGUAUGUUUUCCGCACCGGAGCUGCAGCGACUGAUCUCUGGUGACAACGCCGAGAUUGACCUCGAGGACUUAAAAAAACACACCGUGUACUACGGGGGCUUCCACGGGAGCCAUCGGGUCAUCAUCUGGCUCUGGGACAUCUUGGCCAAUGACUUCAGCCCUGAGGAAAGAGCUAUGUUUCUCAAGUUUGUGACCAGCUGCUCCAGGCCCCCGCUGCUGGGCUUCGCCUACCUCAAGCCGCCGUUCUCCAUCCGCUGCGUGGAGGUCUCCGACGAUCAGGACACGGGCGACACGCUGGGCAGCGUGUUACGGGGCUUCUUCACCAUCCGCAAGAAGGAGCCGGGCGGGCGUCUGCCAACCUCCUCCACGUGCUUCAACCUCCUCAAGCUUCCCAACUACAGCAAGAAGAGCAUCCUGCGGGAGAAGCUGCGCUACGCCAUCAGCAUGAACACGGGUUUCGAGCUGUCGUAGCCGCCGCGGGCGGGCGCUCCACGCGCGGA